Messenger RNA from Branchiostoma belcheri (Belcher's lancelet), 1340 nucleotides. Its product is annotated as leucine-rich repeat transmembrane protein FLRT3-like. Gene Ontology annotation, molecular function: protein binding. The coding region runs from base 174 to 719 and encodes 181 amino acids. The record is from RefSeq and is a predicted model, not a curated record. Lineage: Eukaryota; Metazoa; Chordata; Leptocardii; Amphioxiformes; Branchiostomatidae. The transcript is spliced from 2 exons. Gene Ontology annotation, cellular component: extracellular matrix.
UACUAGAUCCUCACAGGGGAUAGUUUCUUUAUUGGUGGAGGACCCUGGGUCCUCCAAGUGCCUCUUUAAGCAAUAAUGACAUCACUAACAUUCAGGCUGGAACUUUCAACUCAACACCACAACUGAGAGAGUUGGACCUGUCUAACAACAAGUUAACAACCCUCAGAGCCGACAUGUUCACAGGGCUGGGGAACUUGGGGUACCUUUCCCUGUACAGUAAUAACAUCAGUGAUAUUCAGGCUGGAACUUUUAACUCAACACCACAACUAACAUGGUUGGACCUGCCUAAUAACAACAUCACAACAUUUCCCUUUGAUGAGUUGUCAAGACUUCAAAGACUUUAUCAACUUGACCUUUACAAUAACCAACUGACAACCCUUCCCUCUAUUGCCUAUGACAUACUUUCAUCCAUCUCUACUGUAAUCAUUGGCAACAACCCCUGGCAGUGUGACUGUAGGAUGGUGGACUUCAGGCUGAAAAUGACAGGGUCUUAUCCUUUUGAAAACCAGAUCACUUGUUCCCAACCUGACAGCCUCCAUGGGCUAAAGCUUAAACAUGUCAGUCCUGAAGAUCUGAUUUGUGAAGAUCCAACAACUGGUUUGAUGUCCCCAGUUACUUCCCCUCCACCUACCACCGUAGCUACGGAGAUCCCAGAACCCAGUACUGUCCAGAACUCUUCUAUAACAUCUUCACCUGUUUCUGGUGUCUUUUCACCUUGAAAACAAACCGACCCUGCGCUCACUUUGUCCCUACUUGGUCUUCACUUCUUGGUGCUGUUUUUGGUUCAGUAGCAGGUGCUGCCCUCAUCAUUGGUGGCAUCAUUUUUUACAAUCAGACUGAACAAGUAUCGGAAGAACAAUACACCUCCCUGAUGCCUGCACCAAAAUACUUUCCACUGUACAAACACUAAUGUACAGCUGUUAACUACAACUAAGGCCAUUACUGCCCUAAUUUUAUGGAUUACAUCUUCUAAAGACCCCCAAACUAGUGUGUGCGGGCGAAUAAAAAAAAUUCCAGCCCAAAAUACAAAGCUGGUAUUGUGAAUUUGCGGUACAUAGCGAUUUUUACAAGCCAGCACAUGCUGGUCUUUUAUGAGUCUGCACUGUACUGAUUUCUUGGGUUCCGUGGGGCUCCAGCAGCCUGGGUGCCGUCAUCCAUAGUUACAACUGGCUCCCUACAUGUAGCUACCAUGGACUACAGAGGAUGGCACCCAGGCCAGAGCGUCAGAGGUGAUGAUUUUUUUGAGAACAGGGAAAAUCGCGGAUGUUAUCCAUAAUAUUAAAUCAGUGUGGCCUAAUAGGUAUAAUACCGGUGCAAUAGCUCAAUUGGUAGAGUGCUCG